AUUUUCGUAUACACUUCUGGCAUCAUGUUUCUUAAAUCACCCAAAUACUGUCUUCAGAAGUUGUAAAAUUAAAAUUAUUUUAAGAUUAUCUUGAAUUAAGAUUUCAGAAAAAGAAUAUUUCUCUGGUUUAAAAGCAUUAAAAGAAGAAAGAUGAAUCCUGAGUUUUCUAGUAUGUCUUCCUCCACCAUAGAAUCCAUAAGAAAAGCUGGUAUAGGACGUCGUGGAGGUGUUAAAGUUCGUGGUGGAAGAUUACCACCUGUUAAAAUACAUAAUGUGCUGUCAAGAAAGAAAACGAUUGCACCAAAAAUUCCACAGAAACGAACGGAAGUGAAGAAAGAAAAAAUUGACAAAGAGGCUUUUGAUGAAUUGCCAUUUAGAGAGGAUGCUAAGUAUAGGGAGACACGAGAUAGAGGGCGUGGUCGUGGAAGAGGAGCAAGAGUGUAUAUUCAAACUGAAGGAACUUUAUUUGGAGAUGGCACUGCUUGUAAAGCUAAAUCUGAAAGAAACUAUCCGAGCUAUGAAAGAGCAAGUGUGUCUAGAUCCAAAGUUUCUAUAAAAAGAGAAGGAAAUGUGAAGUCAGAAGAAAUUGACAUUCUUUUGGAAUCUUUUAAUUAUUCUGAAGGUGAAAGCGAUGAAGAAAAUGACUUAAAGCCCGUACGAUAUCCGUACGUUAAAGAAAAACAAGAAAUCAAACAAGGAAUAAAGCAAGAAAUCAAACAGGAAAUCAAGCAAGAAAUAAAAAAGGAAAAUAUUGAUGAAGUUGAUGGUGACAAAAGCAAUUUUAGCAUUGAAGAUGUUAAAAAGUUCAUAAAAGUUGAACCAGUUGAUGAUUAUGAAAAUGAAAUCAAAGCAAAACCUUUGGUCUGCAAAUUCUUCACUCCCAUUGAAGCUGUGACUUUCUCUACAGAAAAUGAGCUUGUUACUGAUUUAAAGAACUUAAAAAGUGACAGAGGAAUUAUGUUGCUUCUGCAGUUUCCAAGUUGUCUUCCUCUUGAUAAGCAAUGGGAUAACUUAAAUACACCUGAAGAUAAAAAACAAGCAACUUCUGCAACGAAAGAGAGCGUUAAAGGCGAGAAUCAAAAUGAAGAAAUUAGAAUUAAAUCUAGUGUUCGUGAUAUACCCGAAGGCUUUAUUGGUAAACUGCAGUUUCUGAAAUCUGGAAAAAUGCGACUAGUUAUGGGAUCCAUUCAUUUAUAUUUAGAAAAUGGAAGUGAAAGACAAGUCACUGCAAAUGCUGUUACAAUAUCUACGAAAGGAAAAGAAGGUGAUAUUACUGUUUUAGGAAAAAUAGAACGGAAAAUGUUACUUCGACCGCACUUUAAUGGAAUCACAGAUUAAAUAGUUCGAAUAACUGAAAUUACGGUCUCGCCUUAUUUUGAAUAAUAAAAAAUCAAAUCAUGAAACGACCCAAAUUUGAUGCGUCGAAUUUUAAGUUUUAAAGAAUAGAAACUAAUAAGACUGCCCCUUCCGUUUUAACUUAAUAAACAAAAUGAUAUCAAAUAACUAUUUGUUUAUAAGGUAUUUUAACUUUCUUCUAAUUCUAAAUAUGUGUUAUAAACAUGUAUGUGUGCUGUUGUGAAACAAUUUAAUUUCGCAUUUUGUAAUUUUUAUAUAUCGUCUAGGAGAGUGAAAUAUUCCAGUGUAUAUCAUUUAAAAUUUGUCAUUUAGAUGUUAAGAAAUACAGCGAUGCCAUUUGAAUUUAGUGUGUGUCAUCUAGACUUAGCAGUAGUUGUCUUCUUUCAGGAUAGAAUGUAUUCGCACAUCCCAUGCAGCAGCUGUGCCCGAAAUGACGAACAAUUUGAAAUAUGGAAGAAAUACGGUAGUAGAUAAAAAAUAUGAUAGGGUACGUUCUGCUCAAAGAACGAGAAACUUAUUCUCAUGUAGUUUUAAAAUCAGUUACCGAGUUCGACGAUAGGUGGUGUUACUUUCUAGGGAAAAACUAUAAGACAUUGUUUUUGCUGCAAGUCAGACUGAAAUAUUUGCUCAGAGUCAAUUCAUUCGUUCUUCCGGUUGCAAAACGUUAUUGCUACAAACGGUGAUUCUUUUGAAAACAUAUUUUUUUUAAAGUUUUGUUAGAUGGCAGUGCAAUCUGUUGAAAACUUGGUAAUUAAUUUUGAAAUUUGGUGAGGAAAACUCUCUAGUUUACUGAACAAAACAUGAGGAUACCGUUCUUUCUAUCGUCUUUCCAUUUUUCUUUGGUUUUCCAAAUUGCCUAUCAUUUUAAAAAAGCUAAUUAGAGAACGUUUAAGCAGCAUUUUAAAAGUUUUCGCAAUUUUUACUGCUAAAUAAACACAUUCUGUACAAGAAUAUUUAUUGAUUUAUGUAACUUUAUCACUAGGAGGAGUGAUUUUUUUUUUAAAUUACAGGGUAUGUAACAUAGAAUGAUUCCUGUAGUUCUCUUUUAUUUUUCUAGAUAGAAAAUAAUUGACACAUCCUAUAUAAUUUCAAUAAGGUUUAUAUAGUAUAUAUAUUGUUAGACUUAUUGUUAAAGUAUAUAAUGUUAUUGUUAUUUAUAUACUUACUGUUAAAAUUCGUUAUGUUUGAAAACCUGCUAGAAUUGUAAUUAUUUUCUGUAUUAAAUAAAAAGUAAAAUCUACACCCA
This is a messenger RNA of Parasteatoda tepidariorum (common house spider), 2602 nucleotides long. RefSeq lists its product as uncharacterized. The record is from RefSeq and is a predicted model, not a curated record. Gene Ontology annotation, molecular function: DNA binding. Gene Ontology annotation, biological process: tRNA transcription by RNA polymerase III. NCBI's taxonomy places the organism in Eukaryota, Metazoa, Arthropoda, Arachnida, Araneae, Theridiidae. Gene Ontology annotation, cellular component: RNA polymerase III complex.